Hyalella azteca is the source of this 3128-nucleotide messenger RNA. RefSeq lists its product as uncharacterized. The record is from RefSeq and is a predicted model, not a curated record. The transcript is spliced from 12 exons. Gene Ontology annotation, cellular component: peroxisome. The annotation marks the transcript as partial. Lineage: Eukaryota; Metazoa; Arthropoda; Malacostraca; Amphipoda; Hyalellidae.
AUGACAAUAAGAAAUAAAGCCUGUACAAUACUCGUAUUCUGCUGCAGUGUGGAGGAGGACCCAAUAGACCUGCUGCCGGAGGAGCAGCGUCUGGCCAUCACCAACACCACGCAGCAGUUGUCGUGGCUGGUCCUGGACGAGGUGUGUGCCAUAGGACUGCAGGAGCUGCCCCUGACGGAGGCGACGGUGACGCGCGUAGUGCAGCACGUACGACGCUCCCAGCACUGCCCCAACGCUGCCCUCUCCCUCAUACCGCUGGACUUUGUUACCGGCGGUACUACUGCCAGGGAUGUCUUCAUGCAGGAGUUUGACCAGCUGAGCGUGUACCAGGGCACGUACAGACUACACAAGCUCGGCCCCCACCACAUUCUGGUGCUGGGCAACCGCCACCGCACCCGCCACCUCGCCUCCGUUGUGCCGCCGCUCGCUCCCCUCACCACAUGCCCUCUCUCCUCCAAUAAGUUGUCCCCGCAUGGCCCCGCUGUGAUGCCGCACCCGAGCCCUGGCAACCUGCAAGACCUGCUCGCGUCCUGCCCCGACCCAGCCUUCCCCCUCGCCAAGUCCUUCACCACGAAGGCCAGAAGUCCUCCAGUCCUGCCAGGUCCUCACGAGGAGUCAUCGCCCACCAAACUCCAGCGCAGGGUCUCCUUCCACACCGCCGAGGCCGAGGAGAGCGUGGAGGACGUGGAGACAGGCAGCGCUGCUGUGGAGACAGGCAGCGCUGCUGUGGAGACAGGCAGCGCUGCUGUGGAGAAGCUCAAGUGGGCCAAGAGACGUGAGCGCAAGGAGAGGAGAGACUCGGAGCGCCGAGGCUCCAUCUCCACCUCAGACUCUGAAGACCAGAACGAUGGAUACCAUCGUUCUUCGUACUCCCGUGAGACUUCACAACUGCGGGAAAAAUCCCGCGAAAAAGAACGUAGCAAACACAGCAGAGAGCGCGCGUUUGCUGCUACGUCGUGCGUCAAGCCCAGCUGUGGCCCCACCGCGGUCGAGCCCAUGGCUGCAGCAACAACUGGCUUCGUAACGGCCACUAGUGUGGGAACUAGGGUAACUGACAUGGUCACUAACUCAGCGUUAGCCGAUGUCACUAGUUCUGCAGGUUAUUCAUCUAAUGUGCCUGUCACUACCACAUCGAUCGAUGUCACAGCGACUUCACUAGGGGCAAUGAGCAUCAGCCAUCCCGUCUCCAGCUGCGUGGAUGGUCUAAACAUGAACGCUAUGCUAGCACACCCCGGGGUAUUGCGUGGGCAUGAUGCCUCGUCAGGAAAAGAGUCUUCCGAGCUCGGAGACGUCGUGGACGGAGCGUCCAUGUCUCGCCCCUGGGAGAGACAGGAGCUCGAGCCCGGCAUGGUGAUCACGUGUGGGGGCGUACAGCAGCAGGAGUUGUUCUUCACCCUCGAGGGCGAGGGAAGCGCCCAACGCGACUCUAUCUCAUCGUCAAGUCUUCCACCCGCUGCCUUGGAUCGCGGCAAGAGGAAGGCGAAGUCACCCGUCAAAACUUCGCCAAAGAAGGAAGAUGGCAGCGGCAAAAUGCGGCAUCCUCCGUUGCGUAGAACAAAUGGCAGCGGCGCCACGGAGAUGGCAGCGGCAGGCAUGCCCGUGCCCAGAAGUGCCAGCUCAGACGAGUGUGCUGCGGGCGCCCGGGGCACCCAACCAGAUGAUACUCACUGCACGGUGUCACUGAGCCGGCGACGCCACUUCUCAGCCACGGCGCUAGACACGACAACGUCUACAACCGUGGCCGGGUGCACAUCGGCUUCAUCCGCCACUGUUUCUUCAGCCUCCACUGGGGCCACUUCAUCCAUAAGUGCAUCAGCGGCUGCAGCUGGCCUGGCAUCGGACGUAUCAUCGGUGCUGGAGUCCGGCCAGACCACCGACAUCGGCUGCGAGGGCGACAUCAGCGAGUCUGACGACUGCGCCGAUUGGCUCCAAGAAUUCGAAACCGCGCAGCCUUGCCUGCCAAAAUUCUGGCUCAUCCUGCAUGUGGGCGAGCGAAACGUCACUGUUUAUUUCCACUGCAGGUUGCCGUGCGACGCGUGCCAGUACAAGGCGGUGCUGGAAGAUACGUUGUCGUUGAUACGAGCUCUCGUACGGCACGUGAACCAGUCUCUGCUGCUGCACAGUCUUCACAAGACUCGCCUCUGUCACUCUCUCCUCACGCCGCCCUCCCCAGGGUCCUCCUGGGGCGACGCCUACAUCGUCAAUACCGAGGAUGACAUGCAUAAUGAGGCGACGGAUGACAGCUACCACGAGGCUAGUCUCCGCAACGAGCCCGGGACGUUCAGGUGUCCUGUGGUGUGGGACACACGCUUCCUUCUGCACCCCAGACUCAAGAGUGGGGUCACUAAAUAUCCUUCAAAACCGACCACUAGUGCUGAUCCCAACUCCCAUUUAGUGACAUCGAAUGUCAGCGCCUCCUCUGCCAUUAUUGUUAGUCCCGCUGGAGCUAUCAAUGGUAUCAGCGCGGUCCCCGCAAAUGCUCCUCUCAAUAACAACGCACAAAAUUCUACUAUGGUUUCUACUGUAAUUGCUAAUUCCACAGCGGCGGCUGAUCUGAUCGCAUCAGCCCCUCAAUCAUUUUCGAGUGCCGUUGGCAGUGUUACUAGCGUGGCCUGGUCUGACAUCGCCCGCUACGACCGUGAAGAAGUCUCUGGGGUCUCUCAGAGAAAGACGUUCAGAGAUGAUGACAAUCCUUCUAUGUUUACUUCAACCUCUGAGCAUAUUUCCACAACUUCAAAUUCGGUGGCAAGUGUAACCGAGGCUCCGGUUACCGUCCACCCAGCGGCCACGUUACCGUCAAGUGUCGUCGCUGCUUCGUCCGCCUUUCAUGGCGUUGACGGGAGACCGCGGAUCAGUUCCGUAGGAGAGCGUGACGUCAUCACGGAGGGAGUGACUGCUUCCCAUUCUUCUUCUAAAGGAUAUGAUUACAUCGAGCUUACUGUGCAUGGAAUCGCCCAGCCUGGCCCGAACAUCACAGAAGAGCUCGUAUCUAUGCUGCAGAAGCGUCUAGACGAGGCAGUUCUAGACGCUGUAUGCGUCUUGCUUUGGAACAACCCGCAGUACAAGCUCCCCCCUGAAGACGUUCAUUUCAUACAACCUCCAAAGCAGCCACCACAACUAACUCUAAA